AUGGCGCCGCUACUAGCGACUCGCGAACGUUCAACCGCGACUGGGCAGGCGGCCUUGCGAGACAAUGCGGCCGGAGAUACGGGCUUCUGGAAUGGAGAUUUUUCUCCCCGCAGUGUUCCUGGCAGUGGUGAUAUCGCCAGCAACGAAAGCAGCGCCAAGGACGAUGCCCCUGGCAGCACCGCUUCUAGCAGCAGCGCUAACAACAGCGGUAACAGCAGCGGUCGUCGUGACGGUGGCACGAACGCGCCUUCCGCGAGCCAUAGAUGGAGGCGACUAGGCAAUGUGGUUUCCUUCUCCACGCGGCUGGCGAUGGCGUCGCGCAACGCGGCAGCGGCGAUGGACGAGCUGGGACAGGUGGACGACACGCUCACAGGCGUCGCCAACACCGUCGUCGCCGCCACCGCCGCCGCCGCCGCCGCCGCCGCAACUGGUGGUGGUGAUGCUGGCGCCGAUGUUGCUGCUGCUGCUGCUGCUGCUGCUGCUGAUGCGGAUAUUGAUGGUGGUGGUGUUGCCUCAGCGGAACAGGAGGGCUUUCCUAGCGAGGACGCCACGGGGAGGAUGCCGGGUGGCGUCGCAGGGGGGGCGGGGGAGACAGGGCUGCACACCGUGGCUGAAUGGGGGGAUGAGGGGGAAGAUGGGGGGAAGAGCGGGGGAACGGUUGCGGGAGAAAUUUGGGAGAAGCUUGGUGAGGAAGGAGAGGGGAGAAAUGGGUGGAUGGUGAGUGGUGAUGGUGAGGGUGAGGAGGAUGGUUCAAUGGUGGAUGGAGUAAGGGCCAGCGAGGAGGUGGCAUGGGGGCGAGAGUAUGGGGAGCGCGUGCAGGGAAGGGGGAGAGGAUGGGGAGUAGUGCGAGCGAAAGUGAGAGAGAACUUAGGACAAGCCAUUCGUGCCAAUGGUGAUGGUGGUGGUGGUAAGGGUGCUGCUGCUGCUUUCAAUGGCGAUGGAAAGGGAGAGAGGAUAGGAGCGAGAGAAGCAGGGGAAAGAGCUAAGGCGGAGGGGGGGGAGCAAAAGGGGGAAGAAGGGGAAGAGGGGGAAGAGGCGGAAGAGGAGGCAGGGGAGUUUGACGAUGGGUACCCGCCCCCGACUCCCCCUCCUACCACUGCUGCGCCUCCCCCGCGGUCCCCUCCCCCUCCCGCUCCGCCUGCCAUGUCAGCAGCAGCGCUGUUCAAGCCGCGGGGGCGCAUGAGCGUGGAGAGCAUUCGAAUCACGCAUGACGCGCGCCUGUACUGCGUGCUAACUGACGUCUACGUCACCUGCCUCAAGAUGCCGCCGCUGGCGUUCUUCGUGGCAGUGUUUGCCGCGCCCAUCGCCCUCAGCCUGCUCUUCACGCCGCUCUUCCUGCUCGGCGUGGGCGGCCUGCAGUUCGAAGAUGGCAUCCUGCCGCCCAUUCACCCCCUCACUCACUCCCACACUCACUCUCACUCUCACUCUCACCCGUACCCUCACUCGCUCGUUCAUUCUCACUUGGACGAACCAUUUGCGAGCCAGUUGGAGGCGAGUCCUGAUCGACAUCAGCAGCAGCAGCAGCAGCAGCAGCAGCAGCAGCAGCAGCAGCAGCAGCAGCAGCAGCCGGAACUGCAGGAGCAGCCGUAUCAGCUAGACCUCGAAACGCACAGCCUUCCCUACCACCACCAGCAGCCGCAGCAGCAUUACCACGACCAGCAGCAGCAGCAGCAGCAGCAGCAGCAGCCAAACUGCCACGAGCAUCACUGCCCAUCUACCACCUGCUAUCCCUCCUCCUCGUCCUCUUAUUCCUCCUCCCCCCGUCACACGCCCCUCCUCUACGCGCUGUCCCCUCGGCUGCACAGUGUGCUCGUGACACUGCUCUCCCUCACCACCUCCACCUGUGUGCUCUGCCUCGCCACCGUGCAGCGCACUCUCCUCAUCAUCCUCAACGUCUUCCUCUACUCUGUGUCGCUGUCCACCACGUUUGGAGGCUCGCCAGUGUCAGCGCACUCGCCCUACACGCUCGUGCUCGCCAACCUCAACACCCUCCUCGCACAGUUCCUCUUCGUCUUCCUCUCCGGCGCUGUGUUUGCGCGCAUGUCAGUGCCAUCGCAGCCAGUGCGCUGCUCCUGCACCGCUCUCAUCUCCGAUCAGGCAUUCGCCCUGCCCUCCUCUGCUGCUGCUGCCUCUGCCAAGGCGUCUGAUUCUGCUGCUGCUGCUGCUGCUCCCCCAGACCGAGUCCGCGUAUUCUCAGCGCGCUUUGUGCUGACGGGCCCGGCGCCAUGCGACCUGGUGGAUGCACAGGUGUCGCUCACCUUCCGCUGCUUCCACAUGCUGCCCUCUGGCUCUGUCUUCUGCUCUGUGCACGACCUGCCAGUCGUCAAGGGACAGGUGCCAUACCUGCAGUACGGCAUGAGUGUGCGGCACAUAGUGGACGAGAGCAGCCCCCUGUGGGGACACACGCCAGCCUCGCUGCAAGCAGGCGAUGCCAGCUUCGCCCUUGUCGUCUCGGGCACCGACAGGGCGUCCAUGCAGCCCGUCUUCCACAUCCAGGACUACUACGUGCAUGAUGGGGAGGUGCAGUGGGGCAGCGAGUACGACGACUUUGUCAGUGUCUCGCACACGGGCGAGAGGGUGCUCGACCACUCGCGAGUCGACGCCAUUAAGACCUUCAAGUAUCUCCUUUUUUUCCAAGCCCUCCAUCGCAUGCGCCCGGUGGUGUCGAUGCUGGAGCAGGCGCACCGGUCCUACCGCGCGCUGCACGCGCGCUACGAGAAGCAGCGCGCGGAGCACGAGCGCCUGCGCGGGUACGCGCGCGUGCAGGACGUGCGCGUGCUGGCGCUGGGGGAAGAGCUGGACGCGCUCGAGGCGCGCAUGAAGCGAGACGGCCCCCUGGCUGCUCUUGAGUGGCUGCGAUCGAGGGAGAGCAGGGAGGGCAGCAUGAGAACGAUUGUCGACAGCAAUAAACAGGAACCUCGUACGAUCACUACUAACGAGGAAUCGAAAACGGGCCAAAAAAGUGCGAGAGCUGCAGCCGCCGUUUUUGCUGGGCCUGAGGCACAGGCACAGACAUCACAACCAGCACUGGCACCAGCAGCAGAAAUGCCUUCAGGACUCGUGAGUAGCAAUACAACCGGAGCUGUGCCGGAGCCGCCUCACCGGGAGGGGAAGCCUCUCGGUGGAGAGGGCGUUGGGGCACCAGUGGGAGAGAACGCAGCGGAGUGGGAGCGGGUGUGGCUGGCGGCGGUGGAGGCGGUGAAGGCGGUGGCGGUGGUGAAGGCGGGGGAAGGGGGGACGGCGGAAGAUGUGGGGGAGGCGGGAAAGGCACGGGAGCCUACGGCCAGGAAGAGACUUGACUUGCGCCUGGACUUCCAUGCAACGUUUCCAACUAAAAAAACACAGUCACGGGAUUCGCUGAACGAGCCCACUGAAGCGAACAGUGCGCGCAGCACUAUUAGCAGCGGUCCAGCACUUCCAACUGCAGCGGUGUCCGAGCCAUGCGGGCUUGCAGCCCUCGCUACGAGCCUUCCCGCUGCCGGUACUGCCGCUGCUGUCCUGGUUCCCACUGGCGGGGAAGACGAGGCGGAAAGGGCCGUGCUGCCCGAGAGUGUGGAGGUGGGGGUGGGGACGCAAGGCGGGGAGGGGAGCUCUGGGCUGGAUGUGGGGAUGGGGAACGCAGGAGGGGGAGGAAGAGGGGGAGCAGUCAGGGAAAGUCCUCUGGGGAAGCGGGAGGGGAGCUGGCAAGGUGAUAGAGAGGAGCGCAGCAUAUCAGAGAAGGGUUUUGACAAAUCUAGCAAUGCGACCAAGGAGGAGAGAGGUGCAGGCCGUUCUGCUGGCGAUCAUCUGAGGCCUGCUGAGAGCGAGUCGAGUCUGACCGCCGUGACGGAGACCAUGGUGGCAGCGCCAACGGCAGAAUCACAAGCAGGAGCAAGAGGUACUGGUGGGUGCAUCCUGGAGGGUAACAGUGGUAGUACGGUCGCGGCGACCCGUGCCAAAUGGGAGGCACUCAGUGCCAGGGCGGCAGAGGGCUCUAAGGAGGGCGGUUCAGAGAAAAGGAUAGAUGACGUGGCACGCAGCCGGCCGUCGAGACGCAGCGGGCGGCACAGCCGGCGGCCCAGCGUGGUUGAGAUAGAGGAGACUAUCGAGCCCUCGCCUGCGUCUCCGGAGCUUUUCUCUCCUGCUUCUCCCGCUGCGGCCGCUGCUGCCGCUGCUGCCACGGCCUCUGGGAAGGCGGGGUCGUGGCUGGGAGGUUCGGGCGGGGGAGCAGGACUACUGUUGAGCUCCCCUCUAUCCACUGCUGGUAGCAGCGCUAGCGUGGACAUGGGUGAGGGUUCUCCUCCUGGUACUAGCGCCUCUGGGCCGUCAGUGGCAUCAUCACCAGGGCUGUGGACCCAGCCCCUUGGCACUCCACUUCAUCAACUCUCUCCAUCGCCGCUCUCUUCAGCCCCCGGCCGUGCUUUCGCAGCAGAUCGAGGCGAUUCCGCUUUCCUCUCCGCUAAUCACUCGCCUGGAGUGGCAGCAGCAGCAGGAUGGGGGAGUAUGCAGUGGGACAUUUCCCCCCAGCAGCAGCCUGGGCAGCAGCCUGGGCAGCACGAGGAGUUAGUGCAGUCUGAGCUUUAUGAGCCUCCUCCCAGCGGUGCUGGGAUGGACAGGAGGAGGGCGACGUCAGGCGACUCUAUGAUGAUGGAGGCAAGGCCUGCGAAAGGGGGCUGGGAGGGGGGCAGUGGCAGCCAGUCGCCCCGGAGGGCGACGACGGCAGAGGAGGCAGGUCUGUGGGGGCAGAAGGCGAUGGGGGAGUGGAGUGGCAGCACUGGCGCAGAUGAGGGGUGGGUGAGCAGCACUGGAGGCUAUGGGUUUGCUGGUAAUAGUGCCAGUGGCGGUGAGAUGGCCGAGAGGAAUUCACAGCAGGGAUUUUUCGGGCGGGUGGUUGGUGCAUUGAGGGAGGAGGCUGCGAGGAAUGUGGACAGGAUAAGCGAAAAAGGGAUAUUGGCGAUUCCGGGUGCUACAGGAGGGUUUUACUACGGGCUGGUUCGACGGUCUCUUGGAGGUUCGUAA
Closterium sp. NIES-65 is the source of this 4998-nucleotide messenger RNA. NCBI's taxonomy places the organism in Eukaryota, Viridiplantae, Streptophyta, Zygnematophyceae, Desmidiales, Closteriaceae. The record is from the annotation of a GenBank genome assembly.